AUGGCUAAAAACGACUUGAAGCUUUUGGGUGGUUGGUUUAGCCCUUUUGCCCUAAGGGUUCAGAUUGCCCUUAACCUCAAGGGUGUAGAGUAUGAGGUUAUUGAAGAGACCUUGAAUCCCAAAAGUGACCUUCUUCUUAAGUCCAACCCUGUGCACAAGAAAAUCCCAGUUCUCCUCCAUGCAGAUAAAGCCAUAUGUGAAUCUGCAAUCAUAGUUGAAUACAUCGAUGAGGUUUGGUCCAAUGCCCCCUCCAUCCUUCCACAAAAUGCCUAUGAUCGAGCUAAUGCCCGAUUUUGGGUUGCUUACACUGAUGAGAAGUGGUUUACGUCCUUGAAAAGUGUUCUAGUAGCUGAUGAUGAUGAGGCAAAAAAGCCACACUAUGAGCAAGCAGAGGAAGUACUUGAGAGGUUGGAAGAAGUGUUAAGCAAGGGCAGUGAAGGGAAGGCCUUUUUUGGAGGAGACAGGAUUGGAUUCAUUGAUAUUGGUUUUGGUAGCUUUUUGAGCUGGAUGAGAGUGAUAGAGGAGAUGAAUGGAAGAAAGUUGCUUGAUGAAACCAAGCACCCAAGUUUGGUCAAAUGGGCUGAAACAUUUGCUGCUGAUCCUGCUGUGAAUGGCCUUCUACCAGAAACCGACAAGCUUAUUGAAUUUGCCAAGGUUUUAAAGCUGAAGCUAGCUGCAAAGUAA
Molecule: messenger RNA, 684 nt
Organism: Sphenostylis stenocarpa
Lineage: Eukaryota; Viridiplantae; Streptophyta; Magnoliopsida; Fabales; Fabaceae
Source: the annotation of a GenBank genome assembly